AUGCUGAUCCGGCAGGUGAGCCUGUAUUCUUGGAUCGGAAUUGUACAGCCCUCACCCACCCAGAGACAGUCAGUCGGCUCAAUCUCCUUAACUGGAGAACAGGUUGAUUUGGUCCCUGAAAGAUACGAAUUUUCUUCUAGCCAAGGCCUGACAGUCACAUGUAGGGCCGCAGCCACUGAGGUCAUACACGCAGACUGUUGCCCUCCAUUCUGGAGCUCUCACUCCCGACUGUGCUCCUCUGUGUGUGUGUGUGUUUGUGUGUGUGUGUUUAAAUGUAAGUAUGUGAGUCUGUUCGGGUGUCGGUUUCACCGGCGCUCUCGGCAUCGGUGUCUCUGUGUCUUCAGGCCUGUGAACACCAGUAAAAAUCUAACUGUACUGAUUAGCUAUCCGGCCCAGAGUAAUGCCUACCCAAGGGCACCCACACUUCUGUCUCUAUCCCGCUCACGCACCGAACACACAGACAGACCUGCACCCACAGGCUUCAACGGCACGAGUUGGGCUGAGUCGCUGUCUCGUCAGCACUGGACAAAUCGAUGUAUUGAGUUGGACGUCAUACUCCUUGAAACCACGCACACUUGA
Molecule: messenger RNA, 579 nt
Organism: Protopolystoma xenopodis
Lineage: Eukaryota; Metazoa; Platyhelminthes; Monogenea; Polystomatidea; Polystomatidae
Source: the annotation of a GenBank genome assembly